This is a messenger RNA of Zingiber officinale, 2423 nucleotides long. RefSeq names its product U-box domain-containing protein 39-like. The record is from RefSeq and is a predicted model, not a curated record. Bases 422 to 2266 code for a protein of 614 amino acids. Gene Ontology annotation, biological process: protein ubiquitination. The transcript has 2 exons. Gene Ontology annotation, cellular component: nucleus; cytoplasm. NCBI's taxonomy places the organism in Eukaryota, Viridiplantae, Streptophyta, Magnoliopsida, Zingiberales, Zingiberaceae. Gene Ontology annotation, molecular function: protein binding; ubiquitin-protein transferase activity.
CAAUUAUUCCGCAGAUACAUGUUUUUCCAGAGAGAAAAACUGGUCGAAGGAAUGAUGUGAAAUGAAUGAAAGAGCCAAGUUCACCAGCGUUCUUGAGUCAUGAUGAGAGUAGCUUGAUCAGAUGGGGAACUCAAGAGUGUGUUCAGUUUUUGAAAGAUUUUGUUUUGGUAUUUUCAGUCUAGAAAUACAUAAAUCUUUUUCAGGAUCUUCAUAAUAAAUUAUGAAAAAAAAAAACAUCUGAAUUAGUUAAGAAUUUUCAAAGAAUUUAAUGAAUAGGGUAGAGUGCAGCCUUCCAUGUGCUGUCUUGGAGGCUAAGUAUUGUUCUUCUUCCCUUCUCUACCUCAAAAGUACUCCUUUUCCAGGAAGAGGAAGGGAGAAAGGGAUGGUUGGGUUGGAUUAGGAACAGGAAUCCACGCCUGACAUGGGCAGCAACAGCAAAACUAGGUGGAAGCUGUCCUUCCGCCGCUCCUCCUCCGCCGCCGCCUCCCCGUCCUCCUCGGCGGCGUCGUCGCCCGCGCCCUCCUUAACGGCGGACGCGCCGGUGGAGUUCCUUUGCCCGAUCUCCGGCUCCCUGAUGGCUGACCCCGUCAUCAUUCCUUCAGGCCAAACCUUCGAGCGCAGCUGUAUCCAGGCCUGCCUCGACCUCGCCUUCGCCCCGCCGGACCUCCACCUCACCCUCUCGCCGCCGCCGAUGCUCAUCCCUAACUCCGCCCUCAAGUCUGCGAUUGUCGCAUGGUGCGCCCGCUGCAGCUUAACACCUCCCCUCGCCCUUCCUCCCGAAGCUGCCGUCGCCCUCGUCCGCCGCCUCAUGCCCCCAAAUCAGCAACCCUUUCCCUCCGCCGCCUCGUCUGCAGCGUUGUCUGAUGGCGGAAAAGAGGAAGAGGGCUCAGAUUUCGGUGGUGAUGCCGAGAAAGGCGGAGUCUUGCGAGCUUCCGAGUUUGUUCCUGAAGGAAAGGGUGCGAAAGAUGGCAUUUUGCCUUCCGUGGCGGAAGAGGAAUCGAAGGAACCCACGCUAAUCGCCACUUCUGUCCCUUGCUUCGAGCGAGAGAAGAACAAAUCUUCCAGUUUUUCGUCAGCAUCCACUCCUCCGUCGUCCUCUUGUCAUUCGUCGUCUUCCUUCUCUUCUUCCGAGGUCGUCCUGGAUGGAACGUUGGAGCGGGAGAGAACUACAAGGGUCGCCAAUUCGCCAUCGGUGAGGAGGAAGACCGAUACACUGGAAGAAACGCUGGUCAAGUUCACCGAUUUGUAUGUAGCAGAGCAAGAAUCCGCCGCCGCCAAUUUCCGGAAGGCUACAAGGGAGAGCCGCGACCGGCGGGUGGCCCUCUGCACUCAGCGCCUCCUUGGCGCUCUCCGCUUCAUGCUUAUUUCGCCUUGUGCGGCCAUCCAGAUCGACGCCUCCGCCGCAAUUGUGAACCUUUCGCUGGAACCAAUGAACAAAGUUCCGAUUUUGAGGUCCGGAAUCGUGCCGGCGCUCGUCGAGGUGCUCCGGAGCGGCCACGCAGAGGCCCGCUACCAUGCCGCUGGCGCCCUGUUCGGUCUCGCCCUCGAGGAGGACAACCGCAUCGCACUGGGCGUCCUCGGCGCUAUACCGCCGCUCCUCAAUCUUUUCACUCGGUCAUCUACCGUCGACUCCCGCGCCCGACACGACUCCGGCAUGGCUCUCCACCAGCUCUCUCUCGCCGCAGCCAAUAGGUCUAGGAUCUUGCGCACCCCUGGGGCAGUUCACGCGCUACUCGCGGUGGCGUCAGAGAAGGCAACAGAGGCGGCUGCUUCGGUCGAGCCAGGGGAGGGUCCGGCGCCAGCACAGAUAGCGAUGAUGAUGAUCCACAACCUCGCUGGAUGCUACGAAGGGAGGGCGGCGUUGAUGGACUCCGGCGGAGUGCCCGUGCUGGCCGAAAUGCUGAGGAGGGAACCGCUGGAAGCCGCGGUCAAGGAGCACUGCGUCGCGGCGCUAUUCUUUAUGAGCCAUGGAAGCUUGCGUUUCCGUGGCCUGGCGAAGGCCGCAGGGGUGCCGCAGGCGUUGGCCAAUCUGGCAGCUGAAGACGGCGGAGGAGCCUUGCAGGAGAUGGCAAGGAGGACGCUUAGGGCGAUACGAGGGGAGGAAGGCAGCGUAGCGCCGCCGCCGCCGCCGCUAGGUUUCGAACCCUCACCGGACGGGGACGUUAAAAGCGCCGUGUCGGACGGGUUGGGGUCGUUUCGGCCGCGCCGUGGCGAUCUCCGUAACGGAAGUUACAGAACAGAUACGGUCAGAUCGGCCAAGUUCUGAACCGGUGGGACCCCGAGUCGACUCGUUCGAGUAAGAGACUUACGGAAAGUUGUGUGAAAACUUGUAACGUUUGCUUUUCUUUUUGUAAAUUUUUGGUGGAUGGUUAUUUUGAAAUUUUAAAAUUAAAAAAAAAAGGCAUUCGAGUUGUUUGUGCAAA